Messenger RNA from Aspergillus fijiensis CBS 313.89, 2464 nucleotides. It is a transcript of the gene glpV, whose product is annotated as glycogen phosphorylase. Gene Ontology annotation, biological process: glycogen catabolic process. The coding region runs from base 191 to 2380 and encodes 729 amino acids. NCBI's taxonomy places the organism in Eukaryota, Fungi, Ascomycota, Eurotiomycetes, Eurotiales, Aspergillaceae. Gene Ontology annotation, molecular function: glycogen phosphorylase activity; pyridoxal phosphate binding. Gene Ontology annotation, cellular component: cytoplasm. The transcript is spliced from 3 exons. The record is from RefSeq and is a predicted model, not a curated record.
GAUUAUCGAGUGGAACAAGACCCAGCAGCGACAGGCUUCUGCAGAUCAGAAGCGGGUGUACUAUCUAUCUCUCGAAUUCUUGAUGGGAAGAGCCUUGGAUAAUGCAAUGCUUAACGUUGGUUUGAAGGAUGCUGCCCGAGGUAAGCCCUCAAUCCGCGGUCGCGACUGCACGAGCCCUUGCUAAUGUCAUAUGCGAUGUGCCGCAGAGGGCUUGAAGGACCUUGGGUUCCGCAUCGAAGAUGUGAUCAGCCAGGAGCAUGAUGCUGCCCUGGGUAAUGGAGGUCUUGGACGCUUGGCUGCUUGUUUCCUUGACAGUAUGGCCACACUCAACUACCCUGCAUGGGGCUACGGCCUUCGAUACCGAUAUGGUAUCUUCAAACAGGAGAUUGUCGAUGGCUAUCAGAUGGAGGUUCCUGACUAUUGGCUCGAUUUCAACCCGUGGGAGUUCCCUCGGCAUGAAAUCACUGUUGACGUCCAAUUCUACGGUUGGGUUCGGAAGUAUCAAGAUGAGAACGGCAAGACCGUGAAUUCGUGGCAGGACGGCGAAGUUGUUCAGGCCGUGGCAUACGAUGUUCCCGUCCCCGGAUACGGCACUCGCACUACAAACAAUCUACGACUAUGGUCGGCCAAGGCUUCUAGCGGAGAGUUCAACUUCCAGAAAUUCAAUGCAGGCGACUAUGAGAGUGCAGUCGCGGAGCAGCAACGCGCAGAAACCAUCUCAGCAGUGCUAUACCCUAACGACAGCCUGGACCGCGGUAAGGAGCUCAGACUGAAGCAGCAGUACUUCUGGUGUGCCGCCUCCUUGUUCGACAUUAUUCGAAGAUUCAAGAAGACAAAGAGAUCCUGGAGCGAGUUUCCCGACCAAGUUGCCAUCCAGCUCAAUGACACACAUCCGACUUUGGCUGUUGUCGAGCUGCAGCGCAUCCUGAUUGACCAGGAGGGCUUGGAGUGGGACGAGGCCUGGGGUAUCGUCACCAAGACAUUCGGUUACACAAACCACACCGUCCUACCGGAGGCUCUGGAGAAAUGGUCUGUCCCCCUGGUGCAGAGCCUUUUGCCACGGCACAUGCAGAUCAUCUUCGAUAUCAACUUGUAUUUCUUGCAGUUUGUGGAGAAGAAUUUCCCGGAGGACAGAGAAAUGCUGUCUCGGGUGUCGAUCAUCGAGGAGUCCCACCCUAAGAUGGUGAGGAUGGCAUAUAUUGCUAUUAUCGGAUCCCACAAAGUGAACGGAGUCGCAGAACUGCAUUCAGACCUUCUCCGAACGACUCUAUUCAAGGACUUUGUGACCAUCUAUGGCCCUGACAAGUUCACCAAUGUCACUAAUGGCGUCACUCCGCGUCGUUGGCUGCACCAGGCAAAUCCUCGCCUCUCUGACUUGAUAGCUUCUAGAUUGGGAGGCUACGAUUUCUUGACCGAUUUGACCCUUUUGGACCAACUGGAGGCAUUUGCCGAUGACAAGGCCUUCCAGAAAGAGUGGGAAGAGAUCAAGACUGCCAACAAGCUCCGUCUGGCAAAACACAUCAAGGAGACAACCGGGUACAGCGUGAACCCGAACGCAUUGUUCGACAUUCAGGUCAAGCGUAUCCACGAGUACAAACGACAGCAGCUCAACAUCUUCGGAGUAAUUCACCGAUACCUGAAGAUCAAGUCCAUGUCCGCCGAGGAAAAGAAGAAGGUGUUGCCACGCGUAUCGAUCUUUGGUGGUAAGGCCGCCCCGGGCUACUGGAUGGCGAAGACCGUCAUCCACCUGAUCAACAAGGUCGCCUCGGUUGUCAACGAAGAUCCCGACGUUGGCGAUCUUCUGAAAGUCAUCUUCGUGGCGGAUUACAACGUUAGCAAGGCAGAGAUCAUCUGUCCUGCUUCGGACAUCAGCGAGCACAUCUCAACGGCGGGUACGGAAGGAAGUGGAACUAGUAACAUGAAGUUCGUCAUGAAUGGCGGCUUGAUCAUUGGUACCUGCGACGGAGCUAAUAUUGAGAUCACGCGGGAAAUCGGCGAGCAGAACAUCUUCCUGUUCGGCAACCUCGCUGAGGAUGUCGAGGAGCUCCGGCACCGGCACCUCUACGGCAAUUUCCAGCUGGACCCCCACCUGGCCAAGGUCUUUGAGGCGAUCCGCGGCGGAAUGUUCGGGGACGUGAACAGCUUCUCGGCGCUGCUGGCCUCGAUCGUCGAGCACGGCGACUACUACCUGGUUUCGGACGAUUUCAACUCGUACAUCACCACGCAGGACCUGGUGGACGAGUCCUUCCGCAACCGCGAGGAAUGGCUCUCCAAGUCCAUCAUCAGCGUGGCGCGCAUGGGCUUCUUCUCAACCGACCGGGUCAUCAGCGAGUAUGCCGAAAGUAUCUGGAACAUUGAGCCGCUUGUUGUCAAGGAUUAAUUCGUGACAAAACUUCACGGCCUCGAUCCGGUUUGAGUGAGUGAAAUAGGGCGGGGGAGGAAACGGUGGUUUAAAGGGAGCGAG